UAGCCUCUUUUUUAUAUUGAUUCUUUUGAGAUUGAAGCUAAUUUUGGCAUAUUAAGCUAUAUAGAAGGUUAUAGUCCUUGUUUUAUGUUUUGAAAUGUCUUCCAAUGUUUUUUCCAAAUUAUAUAAUAGCUUAUCGGAAAUUCUAAAGUGAAACCAAAAUCAAAUUUGAGGGAUAAAAUAAAUCUCACUGUAUAAUAUAAAAUAAUAGAUGGUAUUUAGUACCAGUUCCAACUGUGUUACUUUUCCGUUAAGAAGUUGAGUACGCUUGUUCAGGUUUCAUGCCAUUUUUGCCCAUACACCGUUGGAUCUCUAUCGACCGUUUUCAUCAUGACCUAAAUAUGGCAGGAGUCUAGAGUUUCAUAUUCCCCAAAAGUAGUUCGCUGUAUCAUUGUGAUGGAACAGAAGCCCCUUUGGAAUCCUCUAUUUUGCAACUGAGUAGAUUUAAUCUCAGUCGACUUGCUGAAACAAAGUUCAUGUUCUGUUUACUUGACCAACAUCACAGAUCAAUAUGUAGCAUUUAAGGUCUGAUGUUCUUGGUCAGUUCAUGCCUUUGGUCGGGAAGGAUUGGACUCAUUCUGGAAUUCCUAGACUUUUUUCGGCAAUAAAGGUAUGUGUGGUCUCUUUAGGUGAACCGUCCCUAUUUUGAAGAUUUUAUAUUUUAUGCCCUCUUCCUCAGUGAUGAAGUACCAGAAAUGGGUGCAUUUUGCUGAGUAACGUUUCCAUGUAUGCUACAGGAAAAUACUUACCAGCUUCUUUUUCUGAGUGCACGUGCAAUCAGAAAACAGUUGCGGGAUUGAUUUUGAAACUACUGUCUAAGAGUGGUUUUUGGGGAAAUUUCGGUUUCAUUUAUGACUUUUCGUUUUGUCAUUCACAUGUCUUUUUCGGUCAGGGUUUUAUGUUUUCUGUUUGUGUUUUGGAGGAUAUGAUUUAAAAUGAGAAACUGUGUUUCAGUUUUCACUGAUCAUGUCUUGGUUAGGACCUAUGUUUUGGUUAUCAAUCCUCAUUUUGGUUUUAUGAUUAGUUAUAGCACGCUGUUCGAUGAAUAAAUAUUCACAUACAAAAAGCUCAUGUAUUCGUUGAGAGAAAUAAAACUUUUGUCUGUUAAGAGAAAUAAUAAUACAUAUUGAAGUAGGCAAAAAAAGAGUAACAAAUACUGGUGGUUAAAGGUUUAAUCUUUGUCGUGAUCUAAAAUCUGGUUUAGAGGUCUGGUCAGUUGUGGUUGCCGCGUUGAACUUUAAUCCUUGAGACUGUUUUUGGCAUAGGAUUUACUGUUACAGUUGGGAUUUCAUUUUGACUUUUGCUAAUAGUGUUUAGUUCCGUAAUACUAUGAGACUUCUCUAACGUAACUUAGGCAAACCGUUCCCUAACAAACUAAGGUUAAGGUCAUAGGUCCAACUCAGUCACUGCACAUCCCGUACCAAAUGGCCGAGUUUAAUACGUCAAUCUGCCUAUGGGUCUGUAUUUCAGAUUCAGCCCCAAUGCAUGUACAAAUAAUUGGAUAACUAUAUUCGCAUAAUUACAUUACAGAAUAUCCCAAAUACCCAGUAUUUUUGGACGUCUUAAACUCGGUGCAGUCUCUUAUUCUCUAUGCAGUGUCUUAUUUAAACAAAACUAUCUUUUCCAAAGCAAAGCAACACAUCCUUGACAAGGCAAAUCACAAACACCUACAUCAAGUAACCGUUGAUUAAUGAAAUAUUACAUCAUUCACUCAGAAUAUAAUAAAUACUAUUACGAAAUGCAAUGAAAUAACAUAUUCAUUCAACAUAAAAGACUAUUGAACCAGAAAUAUUAGUUACUUGACACCCAUUAUAUAACAAAAUGUGUUUUGUUUUGGUUCGUUUCAGUGAUUAGCACUAUUCUGUACUAUGCUUUUUUUCCCCUUGAUGAAAUAUUUUAUGAGCUCACUCACCUCACGGCUUGCUUAUUUACGGUUCAAUUCUACAUUUGACUAUUACUUUAGAAUUUUGGGAUCCCUUCUACAUAGGGAAUUUGUUUCUUUGUUUGGCGAUUGACUAUGAGGCUGCCUACUUUUAGGGAAAUUUCAAGGAUUGGGUUUGAAAUUGCUUUUUGGGACUGCUGCUUUUAGGGGCAGAUUUUGGGUAAAACUUCAGAUUGGCUUUUGACCUUUCGUUUAGUGAAUGCUUGCCAAGUGAAAUGGUUCAUAAUUACCUUAAAAAGAUUAAACCUCACUUCUUAUUUUGUGUGGACAUAAUAUGCAAUCUUUCUGGCUAUAAAAAUUAUGACAACAUAGACACACCUGAGAGAGAUGCUGCUUGGGGAAAAAGUAGGAGAGAAACUUAGUUUUGGUUGACUCCAAUUGCCCUGAGUUGGUUGGCUCAAUCUUAGAAACCAAAGACAAGCUAUGGGAAAUCGAGUUCAAGGCCGCUACAAUCUUCGUGCAAGUCUAAUAAAUCUAAUGUUUUUUGGAUGAUGAGUGAAAAAUUAUUUUAGACUCCUUACUUAUAGUUAAGGGAUAUGAUUAAAGUACAAAAAAAUACCAUGAAUUCUUGUCUAAAUGAAUUGAAAGUAUGAAGCAUAUAAACAUACAAGAUCAACUUAUAAACUCCAUGUGAAAUGACCCUUCUUUAACUUCUAGAUCUGUUUAUGCAUGUCUUUGUGUUAUUAUGGAUAAUUUUGUUACUUAUCUGCAUGCACUCUUUUUCUGAAUUGAAGUAUGAAUCCUACAUAAAGAACUGUAGGAUUCAUCAACCAGCGUCUAUAUCUGAGCAAGUCAGUACUGCAUCUCUGUCCUCAGUAUCCACCAAAAAACCAUUCAUCAAAUAUUUGGAGGCAAGGCUCCAUAAUAAGGAUGAAGAGAAUCAUGACCUCAGGAGACCUAUGGAUAUUUAAAGUAUGUUAAAUACAAUAGAGAUAGGGAAAUCAUUUCAUGGAGAACAACCAUCCACUCCAAAUAAUGAUGGUCGAUUUGACGAGCAGAUGCUUUCAAAGACACAGACACAUUGGGUUGUUAAGACAAACAAGCACAUGUUUUGGCUGUUGGAUGAUUUUGGCUAUAUUAUUGAAGUGAGUAUGCUACAAGAACUCGUAAAUGUUCGAGCCUCUACUGUUUUCUUAGAUUGGACAUGCCAAGACAAUGAGUGUUAUUGCACCAAGUCUGCAAAUGUAGAGAGAGGGUGAACCGAUCACAAUAAUGGUGAAGCUCAGGUUGCUGUUGCAUAUAAAUUUGUCCAAGCAAAAUUGCUAAGCUUCCCACUAGCAAACACCACCAAGGACUUAUUGCCAUUAAACAUCAUCACUGCCAGUGAACACCACCAUCAGCAUCAGAGGCUUGUUGCAAUCCAUCUCUGAUCACAGCCGCUGUCACCCACCACCGUUCUUGACAGUCUUCGCGAGUGACAAUGUGGACCCCACGCCAACCAUCACCUCCAACCAUGCUAACAUAGUUUAUGAUUGCCACUACCUAUUCCCAGCCAUUGCUGCCACCAGCACCUCUAACUCUGUUCACCACCUCAACGCAUCCCCACACUGCAUAUAACAUAAAGUAAAUGUGUGGGCAAACAUGAUUUCCAUACUACAAAAAAAACCAAAACAAACCAAAAAAAAUUGACCAACUAAAAUAAAUAAACUCAAUUUUUUAACCUAAAACCUAUCAUCAAGUCUAACAAUUACUUUUUAGCUGAAGCUUAUUCUUAUAUUACAUUUUAAAAAAAUUAAUUCUUGUUUAGUUGUGUUAGAAAUAUCAUUUUAGCGAGAUGCUGAGGUGUUUUGUUUGAAUGAUAUCCUACCCUUCAUUCAAUGCUAUGAGUGUAAUGAAGGUACAGAAGAUGGCACACGCAGCUGCAGCCUGCAGCUCACUUCAACCGUCACUGCCAUGCAUUGUUGUAGCUCCCUGGCCAUAUUGCAUCUUUCGGAGGCAGUUAUCAAUCUUCCUUUUACGCCCACUUUUGUAACUCAUGUUUUUGGCUUACUGGAUAGAUACUAUAAUUGAAUUUCUUUAACCCUUUUAGGGUAGUUGUGUGGGGAUACUGGAUAAGAUCAUAAGACUUGAUCUAU
Cuscuta campestris is the source of this 4014-nucleotide messenger RNA. The record is from the annotation of a GenBank genome assembly. NCBI's taxonomy places the organism in Eukaryota, Viridiplantae, Streptophyta, Magnoliopsida, Solanales, Convolvulaceae.